AUGUCUGAAUCACCUGAAGCUACACCAAAGACCGAAGCUCCUAGAGCACUGAUUAAAUCAGUAGAUAUGUCAGAAUCGCUUCAACAGAGUGCAGUAGAUGUAGCAACUGAAGCUUUAACAAAAUGGAAUGUUGAAAAAGAUAUUGCUGCUCAUAUUAAAAAAGAAUUCGAUCAACGGCAUCCUGGAACUUGGCAUGUGGUCGUUGGACGCAACUUUGGUAGUUAUGUCACACAUGAAACCGGACAUUUCAUUUAUUUCUACAUGGGUCAGAUAGCCAUCCUAUUAUUCAAGAGUGGUAACUAA
Messenger RNA from Melampsora larici-populina 98AG31, 303 nucleotides. RefSeq lists its product as uncharacterized. Gene Ontology annotation, cellular component: cytoplasmic dynein complex. Gene Ontology annotation, molecular function: dynein light intermediate chain binding; dynein intermediate chain binding. The transcript is spliced from 6 exons. The record is from RefSeq and is a predicted model, not a curated record. Gene Ontology annotation, biological process: cilium assembly; microtubule-based process. NCBI's taxonomy places the organism in Eukaryota, Fungi, Basidiomycota, Pucciniomycetes, Pucciniales, Melampsoraceae. Bases 1 to 303 code for a protein of 100 amino acids.